Molecule: messenger RNA, 2113 nt
Organism: Punica granatum (pomegranate)
Lineage: Eukaryota; Viridiplantae; Streptophyta; Magnoliopsida; Myrtales; Lythraceae
Source: RefSeq, a predicted model, not a curated record
AUGGCCAAGUCACCGGCGAGGCCGUCGACGACGGCGCUGUCGUCGUUGCCUUCAAUUAAGCCGAAGGAUUACGCCCAUAGCCCCGUCCACUACGCGGUCGCUGUGGGCGACCACAACACCCUCUCCAGGCUCGUCUCCACGCUGCCUCGCCUCUGCGACGUGUCCCAGAUCCAGACGGAAGCCGACUCCCUCGCCCAAGAGCAGCUCGCCGAGCAGAUCUCCUCCGCCGUCGACCGCCGCGACGUCCCCUUCCGCGAGACCCCGCUCCACCUCGCCGUCCGCCUCAACGAUCCCGCAGCCGCCCGCACCCUCGCAGAAGCCGGCGCCGAUGUGUCCCUUCAUAACUCCGCCGGGUGGAACCCGCUCCAGGAGGCCAUGUGUAGGCGCUACUCCGAGGUCGCUCGCAUACUCGUGCGGCACCACCACGGGUCCGCCUGGAAGAAGUGGCGCCGCCGCCUCCCGAGGCUUAUCGCUGUCCUCCGCCGCAUGCGGGACUUCUACAUGGAGAUCUCGUUCCAUUUCGAGAGCUCCGUCAUCCCGUUCUUGAGCAAAAUCGCCCCCUCCGACACGUACAAGAUCUGGAAGCGCGAUGGCAACCUCCGGGCGGACACUUCCCUCGCCGGCUUCGACGGCAUGAAGAUCAAGCGCGCCGAUCAGAGCUUCCUCUUCCUCGGCGAGGGAGAUGCUAGCAAGGACAUCCCCAUCGGUUCCCUCCUGGUCCUCAACCGCGAUAGUCGCAAAGUCUACAACGUAUUCGAGAAUGCCGGAGCCCCGAUGAGCGAUUCGGAGGCCGCGAGAUACUCUUUGGAGACGAGCUUCCACCGGCCGGGAAUGGACGUCACGAGAGCGGAGCUCGUUGGGCGGACCAACUGGAGGCGACACGACAAGACAGAGCACGUCGGGGAGUGGAAGGCCAGGGUUUACGAUAUUCACAAUGUGGUGUUUAGCAUGAAGUCCCGAGAGGUUGUGAGUCCGGAGAGCGACGUUGCGGGCAGCGAGCAGGUGCUGCCGCUGGAGCUCGAUGAAGACGAGGACGGAUUCCUCGUGGCAGAGAACCCCAGCUUCGGGCUCCCUCCUCCGGAUGCGCGGAGGCACAGCAGCUUCGUUCGCGAAGAAAGCAGACACAGCAAUGCCCACAUGAGCGCGGGGAGAAAGAGCGUGGACAUACCCUUCAGUGCGGCCCCCCCUCGGCCCAGGAGUAAUCGGGGCUUGACAACGCCGAUGCCGCAGACGAAGGAAACGGAGGUGGUGAGGAACCUGCGGCCUUCCGUCUGGCUAACGGAGCAGUUCCCAUUGAAGACGGAGGAGCUGCUGCCGCUGCUCGAUAUCCUGGCCAACAAAGUGAAGGCCGUGCGGCGGAUGCGGGAGAUGCUCACCACAAAGUUCCCGCCGGGGACUUUUCCGGUGAAGGUAGCAAUUCCAGUGGUCCCGACUGUUCGAGUAGUGAUAACCUUCACGAAGUUCAUGGACCUGCAGCCGAUUGAACAGUUCUACACCCCGUUCUCAAGUCCCAUACAUUUCCUCAGUGGAGGGAGAGGAGCUGAGGAAGAGGAGGAUUUUCCGUCGUCACGCCCUCCAUCAUCAUCGUCUUCAUAUUCGGCAAUGCCCUCAUGGGCUAAAAAGACGAGCAAGGAGCAGCAGAAGUUGUCUUCUGUUGUGAAUCAGUGCGAUACCUUUGCCAUUCCUGAUGGGUACACUUUCACACCCAUCGAUGAGAAGUUGCGUAAGAUGAAGAAGUCGAAAUCCGUGAGGAAGUCCAAGUAGUUGAAGUACAUCGGAAACAGAAGUAGAAUCCAAAGGAAGAGGAAAUCUCUCCAUUAUAGCCGCCCGGGUUUUUCUGUGCCCGAACGCCGGCUGAGGAAACAGAAGUAGGGCGGAAUAGGGGAGGAGUGUGUUUUUGUUUUGUCAAUAGAUCAAUCUAGGUUUCUCGCACACAGGCAUGCGAAGAUGUAGAUAUUGCAUUGAUUUGUAUUUUUGAUUUUUUUCUUUUUUAGUGUGGCCGACCCUUCUCAAGUGGUAGGCGGAUUCGGUGCCCUUUUGAACUUGCAGCAGCAGUUCACACCAUUAAAUUAAAUGACUAACCGUGGUUCAAUGAAGAGCAGAUCUUGUUGCA